AUGCAGGGAAAUGCUCUGGUGCACACUACUGCAAAAUUGGCAUUGUGCUCAGGCUUUUUCCAUACCUACUCCUACUGGAGACAGUUGCAGACGAAUCCUGCCUAUCUGAUCGACUUCGGUGCAGAGAAGCACGGUUUGGAGGGCCGCUGGGAUCAUUUCCAGGUGAAGGACCCCCGGCUUCCGGAACACGAAGAAGGUCUUCCUCUGCUUCCACAGCUUAGAGAAAACGAGUAUGGCAGCGCCGGAAAGGCCAAACUCCGCUAUGGACCCGACGGCCAGGAGAUGGGCGAUGUAGACAUCUGA
Molecule: messenger RNA, 303 nt
Organism: Symbiodinium necroappetens
Lineage: Eukaryota; Dinophyceae; Suessiales; Symbiodiniaceae
Source: the annotation of a GenBank genome assembly